This is a messenger RNA of Cuscuta campestris, 3099 nucleotides long. The record is from the annotation of a GenBank genome assembly. NCBI's taxonomy places the organism in Eukaryota, Viridiplantae, Streptophyta, Magnoliopsida, Solanales, Convolvulaceae.
AUAACAUGCUCCAAAGCAGCAGAAGAGGCAAAAGCAGCGGAUGCAUUGGCUGCCCUUAUGCAUAGCCCUAGUUUUCUCCUAUAUAUAGAGGGCUUGUAUUUGUAAUCUUGACACCACAAGUGAAAUAAAAAAAAUCCUCCUGUGUUCCGUUUCUCUCGUUUCUCGCAGAUAUUUGUGUGUGUUGUGUGUUGUGUGUUUAUUUACCAACAAGUGGUAUCAGAUCUGAGAAGAAGCCGCUGCCGCCGUCAGCCGCGCGGAGCAGCCGCUGAUCCGUCCAGGCGCCCCCGCGGAGGAAUCGUCCCACAACCGGACGUCGCCGUCGCUGGAGGAGAAGUGAUUCUGUCGAGCGAGACUGCCGCCGGGUUGAGAAGGUGCCGCCGCCCUCCGUCCAGCCGUCAACCGCCGUCUGUGAGCAGGUGUCGUCCGACCGCUCGCCGAGUAGCCACCGUCGUCCUGCCAGAGAGCCAUCGCCGUCCGCAGAUUUGUCGCCGUUUGGAGAAGGUGUAGCCGCUGACCCAAGCCGCCGCUGAGGAGUCGUCCAGAUUGCAGCUGCGGUUACCCAGUAUUUCCAGCCGCCGUUUCCUGCGAAGAAGAAGAGGCCACCGAGCAAAAAAAAGGGUUUUUUUUCUUUGGGCAGGUACGGAGCUUUGGCAGAAAGGAAAAAAAAAGGAAGAAAGGUAAGUGGGCUAUUCUUUUCUUAUUGGGUUUUUAUCAGAUUUGAGCCGUAAAUUUCCUUGUUGGUGGUUAUUGGACCUGUUUUUGUUUUGGCUAAUUUAAUUGGUGUGGUGGGCCUGAUUUUCUGACGAAAAAAUACGAAGAUCUGAAAUUAGUUGUACCGGGUAUCUCGUCUAGUCAUUUGAGAUGGCAAAAGAUGGGAAGUUCUGAAUAGAGAAGUUCGAUGGUACAAAUUUCAGUUGGUGGAAGAUGCAAAUUGAAAAUUUGCUGGUUCAGAAAGAUUUGGACGUGGUUUUGGGUGACAAGCCAGAAAAGAUGUCGGAUGCAGAUUGGGCAGGUUUGGAUCGGAAAGCUAUGUCUGUGAUCCGUCUCUCGUUGACCAAGAAUGUUGCGUUCAACAUUCUAAAGGAGAAGACAGCGAAGGGAAUUAUGGAACCGAUGUCUAACAUGUACGAGAAGCCAUCUGCAGUGAACAAAGUUUUUCUGAUCAGAGAGCUGGUGAACACAAAAAUGAAAGAAGACACUUCAGUUACCGAGCAUAUUAAUAAGCUUAAUUCGAUCUUAGCCAGACUUUUGUCAGUGGGCAUUAAGUUCGAUGAUGAAGUUCAAGCUUUGCUACUGCUAUUGUCUUUACCUGAUAGUUGGUCUGGAACGGUUACAGUAGUUACCGGUUCAGUGGGACCCGAUGGAUUCACCUUUGAUCAGAUUCGAGAUCUCGUUCUUGGCGAGGACGUCAGAAGAAAGAGUUCUGGAGAGUCAUCUGGUGAAUUGUUAUAUGUUGGCAGAGGUAGAAGAAAUAGCAGAAGUAGUGGGAGCGAGAACAGACGAAGGAGUCAGUCGAAGACUCGGGAUAGCUCAGGUGUAACGUGCUGGAAGUGCAAGGAGGUGGGGCAUUUUAGGAAUCAAUGCCCAAAUGAUAAUAAAGUGAACAUUGCUAAAGGCUCUGCGAGUGACGAGGAGGUCACUCUGACUUGCUGUGAGGAAAGCAAUGUGGAUUCCUGGGUCAUAGAUUCUGGUACUUCAUUUCAUGCUACCCACAGCGGUGAAGCAUUGCAGAAUCUAGUUGUUGGGGACUUUGGAAAGGUACGACUAGCGGACGACAGUGCUCUUGAUGUGACGGGUAUGGGUGAUAUAGUGCUGAAGACCUCAGUCGGUCUCUGGACUUUGAAGGAUGUUAGAGUGGUUCCAGCCUUGAAGAAAAGUUUGAUUUCUGUCAAGCAGUUGGACGAACAGGGACACAAGGUUAAGUUCAGAGAUGGGCAGUGGAAGGUCGUGAAAGGAAAUCUUGUCAUGGCCUGUGAAAAAAAAGAGAGGUUCGCUGUAUAUGGUCGAGUUACCCUCUGAGGGAGUGACCGUCCCAGUUCAGAAGAGAAACAAAGUCCGGUUCACAGAGUCUCGUGGGCAGAAUAAGGUUGUCUGUGCAAGAGAGAAACCUAGAGCCACUGGUCAGACUCAGGAUGAACGAGCGCGGAAAGGUUCAAGGGGGCCAGUCAGAGGUAUUUAUGGCAGUGGGAGCUCAAGAGGCGCUUCAGCCAAGUUGCCUAGAAGACAGUGGGUCAGAAGAACCAGUAUUCCAGCUGUUGGAACAUCUCCGGAAAAUUUCUUGCUGAGUACGGAGAGUGUUUGUUCUCAGGAUGUUUCAGGAUCCGGCAGUGUGCAUCUGUAGUGGGAGCCGGUAGGGACCGAGGACGAGUCAGUGGCAGAUUUUGUCGUGACUGAUGUGUUGGAGCUUGGGAGAGCUUCAACGGGCCUUUCAGUUGUCUGAUGAUAGGGCCGCUGCAACAAGAGAGCUGAAGAAGAUUACUCGAUAUACAGGCAAUCGUGGUGGAUGGCAGUUGAUGACUAUCAAGCCUCCAAGUGGGAGAAUGUUGGGCUUUGUGGAGGCUUGUUUGUCGGCCCGGCCCAGUUAUGCGUAGCCCUAGUUUUUCCCUUAUAUAUAGAGGGCUUGUAUUUGUAAUCUUGACAGCACAAGUGAAAUAAGAAAAUCCUCCUGUUGCAGCUGUGGAUUAGGGAAACCGAACCACGUUAAAUUCUUGUGUGUCGUUUGUGUUCCGUUUCUCUCGUUUCUCGCAGAUAUUUGUGUGUGUUGUGUGUUGUGUUUUUGUUUCCCAACACAAACCAGGUGCUGUCCUCAUGGUUUGCCGUGCUUGUGGCAAGAAAGGCGAUCAGUGGACAUCUAAGUGCCCCUACAAGGAUCUUGUCCCUCAAAAAACAGUCAGCUUUCUUGAAAACCCACCAACCUCGGAUGCUCCUGGUGUAGGACCCGGCACCUCAAAAGGAACUUAUGUUCCACCGAGCCAGAGAGUGCUCGGUGGCUAUGGGUAUGAUAAUCUCAUUCUCCACGUUGAGUGGGCCACCCCUAGAGCAAACUAGGACUAGUUUUAUCUUGCCUUUUAUUAACAGAAUUUCGGCUUUGAGAACUUU